This is a messenger RNA of Telopea speciosissima, 858 nucleotides long. RefSeq lists its product as uncharacterized. The record is from RefSeq and is a predicted model, not a curated record. NCBI's taxonomy places the organism in Eukaryota, Viridiplantae, Streptophyta, Magnoliopsida, Proteales, Proteaceae. The coding region runs from base 122 to 697 and encodes 191 amino acids. The transcript has 8 exons.
AGUGAACACUUUCUUCUGCCUCUUCCUUCGCUCCUCGAAAGGCAAAACCCUUGCUAGCUAACCCUUAAUUCAGAGAAGAGUUCGCGGUUCCUUCAGAUUGCGGAAUUAGUUUCAGAAAGAUAUGGCCACAAAACCGAUGACCAGCGAAGCAAUUGCUCUUACAGAGAAGAAAAUGGCCAUGACCUUAGAUGAUAUCAUCAAGAUGUCCAAGAAAUCUUCUUUCAAAGUUAAAAAUCAGAGGGCUUCAAAUAAAAGCAAAAGAUUCUUCAAUGCUGGUUCUAACAAGGGGAAUGCAUCAAAAGUGCGCCGUUUUAUGGAUUCCAGAUCUUCUGUUAGACAGGGGGCUCUUGCUAAGAGAAGGUCGAAUUUCCAGGGGAAUCAGUUUCCUCUGGCCACUGAGGCUGCCAAGAAGGCUGCGGCUGCUCCGGUUUGUGCCAGAGCUCUUGGUCAUAAUAGGAUGGUUAAUUGGAAUAAGCCAAGGACUGGAGCCCCACUAGCUCAUAGAAGGUUUUCUCGGGGAGGAUUUGGUGGGAAGAAGCAGGCUAAGGUGUUUCCUAAAUUGAGGGCUCAGACAUUAGAUACUUUGUUUGCAAACAUGAAGGAACAGAGGAUGAAGGCAUUGUCUCAUCAGAUGAGAAGGGGCCGGUUCCAGCAACAGAAGCGGAAAAGGGGUCGAUUUAACAACUAUUCCAACUAAUUAGACCUAUGUUGAUCAUGCAAGUAGAUCUGAGAGCAGAUGUGAGAACAUCUGGGUGUUAAAAACUGUCUACCCAGUGAGCUAUGUGGUGUGAAGUAGUGGAUAUAUCUCUAGCACCCAAGGUUGUGGUUAUCAGCAGGAACCAGUCAAUUCUUUCUUUU